AUGGGUUCAUCUCUCUCUCUCUCUUUAUCUAUCUAUCUAUCUAUCUAUCUAUCUAUCUAUCUAUCUAUGUGUCUGUAUGUCUGUCUGUCUAUCUAUCUAUGUAGCACGUUAUCAUUCUUCAUCUUUUUUGUCUUCACUGUUCCCACAAUUUUCUUCUUCUACUACUUAAAGAUUAUAAUCAUUCAUUCUCCUUUAUUGUUUUCUUCUUAUCGAUGCCUUCGCUGCUUCUUUUUCUUAUUUUCUUUCCUUGUUGCUUUUUUCUUCAACAAUUUUAGUCUUCUUUUCUUUUCUUUCCUUCUUCAUUCUUCUCUCCUUCUCCUCUUGUUCUUAUUCUCAUUAGCUUUCUUAUUUUUUUCUUCUUUUUCUCUUUCAAUUCUUUCUUUCUUUCUGUCUUUAUUUCUUUCUUUCCAUGACACCAAAAGAAAUGUGUGCUUAACCGCAUUUCUCAGGCUAAUUCUCCAACACACUCCCCCUCCACCUUUUCCUAAAUUUCUCGAAAGAAAUCUUCAUCAACCACCACCCAUCUGGCUGUUUCCACGAAACACUUCAAAAAUCAUUUUCAUGUAUUUUCUUUUUUUUUUUUCCGAUAUCUGGGAUCGGGUCCGUACUGAUACCACUGCAACUGCUGCUCCUGUUACCAAUGUUGCGAAUGUUAGUACUGCCAGUUCUGUGAUAAUUCCUGCUUCUGCAACCACGCUGUAUGUUGCUAACUCCGCACGACCUCUGUUGCUAACGAUACUACUGCUACCGUUACUGCAGCAGUAA
Messenger RNA from Acanthosepion pharaonis, 765 nucleotides. The record is from the annotation of a GenBank genome assembly. Lineage: Eukaryota; Metazoa; Mollusca; Cephalopoda; Sepiida; Sepiidae.